UCUCCCAAGAGAAGUCUGUGGAUUUAAAGGUAAAAGAGAAUAUUGAUUCUAGAUAGGUAGACAUCAGGAGGGACAAGGAGUCACAAAUUAAAUGUUGGAUUCAUGACUCUAUAGAAAAAUGAUCAAUUCUAUUAAAUUAUAUCUUUUAAUUAAAAAUAAGUAUUUGAAUAGCAGGGGGGAGAGAGAGAGAGAGAUACACACAUACACUCAGAGAAAGAGAGGCAUACAGAAAGAGACAGAGAGAUAGGGAUCUGUCCUUUAUCUGCUUGUUCACGUCCAAGAUGGCUUCUAGCCAAGGUCAAUUAGGAUGCAAGUGGGAGCCAGGAACUCCAUUCAGGUUACCACGAGGCUGGCUGGGUUCCUCAGCAAUUAUUUCAUUAUUUGCUGCUUCCCUAGGUGUUAACAGAAAGGUGGAUUUGAAGGGGAGCAGCUGGGACUCGAAUAGCACUCUGACAUGUGGUGCCAGUAACAUGAUUGGAGGUUUUUCUGUUGUGCAGAAAACUGCUAGUUAUACACACACCUCUACUUCAUCUAGGUUUUUAGCCUACAUGUGUUAUAUUCAUAGAUAAAAUAUUAUUUUUAUUUAACAACAGUCAAAGCCAUAUAAAAGGUAAGAUUUUAAAAUAUUACAGGUUGAACAUUUGGUUAAUGCUUAAGAUGGUAGUGGAAUACAGGUUCCCAUACUGGAGUUCGUACUUCAAGUCCUGGCUUAACUCUGAACUCCAGCUCCCUGCUAAUGUACACUUUAGGAGGGAGUAGGUGAGCUCUCAAGUAGUUGUGUUCCUGUCAUUCACAUGGGAGACCCAAUUGAGCUCAUUUCUCCGGACCUGGAACUGGCCCAGCUACAGCUAUUCUAGACAUGUUGGAAGGGGGUGAAGCAGUGGAUAAAAUCUCUCUCACUGUUAUGGCAGAUACACACAAUGGAAUUUUAUUCCAUUAUAAAAGAAAUGAAAUUCUACCAUUUGGUACAAAAUGGAUGCAACUGGAGGACAUCGUGUUAGUUAAAUAACCUGAACACAGAAAAACAAAUGCUGAAUUUUAUCCUUCAUAUGUGGGAGAUAAAAUUAAAAAGCAAAGAAAACCACAGAACAAAAAUGGAAAAAAUACUUGGAUGCAACAGUGUUGAUGUAAAUGCAAUUGUGUCAAUCUUUGUUUCAUACAUUUGUCAGACCAGUGGUUGAGAAUGUUAUAUUACCAAUUUUUGAUGAUCUGUGACUAAUCUGACAUUUACUGUUUAUGGGUAAAAUGUUCAUAUUUCCAUUCAAUUACUGUUAAUAACCUUAGCCUCUUUUCCUGCUGAUCUAGGAUCUCUUUGCUUUUUACUUGUUUAACUUUAUUUUGGAAGAGCGAAGUCAUUUAUUUAUUUAUUUAUUUUUGACAGGCAGAGUGGACAGUGAGAGAGAGAGACAGAGAGAAACAUCUUCCUUUGCCGUUGGUUCACCCUCCAAUGGCCGCCUUGGCCGGCGUGCUGCGGCCGGUGCACCACGCUGACCCGAUGGCAGGAGCCAGGAGCCAGGUGCUUUUCCUGGUCUCCCAUGGGGUGCAGGGCCCAAGCACCUGGGCCAUCCUCCACUGCACUCCCUGGCCACAGCAGAGAGCUGGCCUGGAAGAGGGGCAACUUGGACAGAAUCCGGCGCCCCAACCGGGACUAGAACCCGGUGUGCCGGCGCCUCUAGGCGGAGGAUUAGCCUAGUGAGCCGUGGCGCUGGCUGCGAAGUCCUUUAAAAUGUAAAUUAAAAAAAUGUUAUCUCAAAAACGGAAGAAAGAAAGAAGAGAGGAUAGGAGGGAGGAAGGGGUAAAGGGAAUAUGAUUAUAUUUUUAGAAUUGUAUCCAUGAACUAUACAGAAUAUUUUAAAAAUUACACAUCAAAAUAUAAAUAAUUUACUAAACCAAAAAGUAGUUUCACUUCAAAAAGUCCAAUUUAUAAAGCCAGAAUAUGCUUAAUGUAAUAAUGUUCUCCGUUAUGCAGCUGUGACCCGGCAAGAUAUCUCACUGAGGCCUGAUGAGGGAAUAGAGAAGCUGGUGAUGUGGGAUGCAGGGAACAGAACUGUGGUCCAGGAGUUCAUCCUGGAGGGCUUCCCUGCUGUCCAGCACCUGGGGAAAAUACUGUUCCUGGUGCACCUGCUGGCAUACCUGGCCUCCAUCAUGGGAAACACACUCAUCAUCAGCAUCAUCUGGGCUGACCAUCACCUCCACACACCCAUGUACUUUUUCCUCGGCACUUUCUCCGUUAUGGAAAACCUCUUCAUAACCACGGUGAUUCCUAAACUGCUGGCCAUCUUCCUGUCGGGGAGGCAAGUGAUUUCCUUUGCUGCUUGCUUCAUGCAAACUUUUUUCUUUUUUUUCCUGGGGUCGACGGCAUUCUUCGUUAUGGGAGUGUUGUCUCUGGAUCGGUACCUGGCCAUUUGCAGACCUCUGCAUUACUCCAGCAUCAUGAGACCCAGGGUGUGCUCCCUCCUGGUCACUGCCUGCUUCACUUUGGGAUUUGUCUUCGCAGUGGCUCCAAUUGUCCGUCUUUCCCAGUUGUCCUUCUGUGGCCCCAAUGUCAUCCCCCACUUCUUCUGUGAUUUUGGGCCUUUGGCUAAGCUUUCCUGUUCUGACAGUAGAUCUACUGAAACACUGUUCUUCAGUGUUGCAUUUGUGGUUGUUUCAAUACCCCUCCUUGUAACCAUCAUAUCAUACAGUAACAUCGUAGUCACCAUCGUGAGGCUCCCAUCAGCCAAGGAGCGACAGAAAGCUUUCUCCACCUGCUCGUCUCACCUCAUCGUCCUCUCUCUCAUGUACAGCAGCUGUCUUUUCAUCUAUGUGAAGCCAAAGCAGACGAGCAGGGUGGACUUCAACAGACAGGCUGCUCUGGUGAACACGGUGCUGACCCCAGUGCUGAACCCUGUCAUCUACACCCUGCGCAACAAGCAGGUGCACCAGGCUCUCAGGGGUGCCCUGUGCAGGGGGAAGUAGAACCACAGCUCCUCAGUGGAGGGUGCAGCUUCUCCUAGAUUGAAUCCAGAAUUUGCUCCAUGUACCCAAUCUUUUAUACACUUGUAAAUAUUGUAAGCGUUAACUAACAUCUUUCAUGUUUGAUUGUUUAUCUUAAAAUAGGGGCUGACCUAUUAAUUCUUUCUGAAACUCUGCAUGUCUCUCUUAUAUUGUGACAACAAUAUUGUCCAUCAUCUUGUUUUCAUUUGUUGUAAAACAUUAAGAUAACUGAUUUAAUUAAGACCCUUUAAUACAUGUAUCUAUUUGAUGCAAGUGGGAUCAAAGAGCUGGUAAGCUAUGGUUUCGUGUAUAUAUUUGUGGUAGUUGUAAGGAAGUAGAGAAUAAAAUUCCUGGGUAUUAGGAAUAUCAAUUCAUCCAAGGAUAGGUGACCAGGAUCAUGAUACUGAAUAGUGAAUACCACCACAUGCACACACGCAGACACACACACAUUGACAUCUGACUGUCCUUCAAUCUGUAAACUCAUUGAAGAGUCUCAAUACAAUUGUUUUUAGUGUUCUGUUUAUAAAAUGAAUAUUAAUUAUGUAAUUAUGUUUAUAUAUACAAUCUUUAUAAUUCUAGUUUUCCCUAUGAAGAAAUCACAUAAAUGCCUCUGGAUGAAAUAAGGUCAUUGUUGACUUCACUGGUUUGCCAGGUUGGUUUUACAAGCAAAGCACUGAAACUGAAUUGCCUCAAGUAAAGAUGUAUCGCGAAUUAUGGGGUAAGGAACUGGAUAAUUAAGAUUGUUUCCUUUCAUACAAAAAUUUUUUAAUAUUGGGGAAAUCUAAUCAGAGGUGGAAGAAGUCUGCCUGUGGCUGUGACGCUGUCCAAAUGCACAUAUGAAUAAGUGUGUCAGUUGUGUAGUAAGAGGGCAGGUGGUGGUCACCUUUAGGCAUCAUCUUAGUACCACUGUGAGCGACAGUACUGAUGCUUUCUGUGACAUGAUUCUUUUAAAAAAGUGUGACUUGAGCAUGGCACAGGGAGGAUGCUGAAAUGAUUUAUUAGUAUAAUGAAUGUUACAAUUGUAACUUAUUUACUCAAGGCUUUGAUCAGAAAUGAUAGAUUAGAGGCAAAACCCAGCAUCUACAGUUGGUAUGUUACAGUUGUUGAAUGACAUUGGUCAUGUGUAUCCUUGGUCAUAUUAUUCAGUGAUUGUGAGGAUAAUAAAUGGCUUGAUGAAAAGAUUUUAGGGAGCUAGUCACAAUUUGAACACAAUAUUUGACUCAACUUUCAAUGCAGUUUUGUUUACUACUUUUCUAUAAAUUUUUCAUGUAACUCUUGUUAAGGCUACUUUCCUUUUACCCACAUGUGGUGAAUUUAUUGUUUUAAUAAUAAUGUUUACACAUACUGACAAAUGAGUUUAAUUUUCAUUGAUUUUUUGAUAUCUAAAACUUGAAAAUAUUAUUGGUCAUCUUUGGUGACCUACUUUAAAAUAAGUGGAAUAAAUAUACAAGGUUUUCAUCUGACUUUUUCACCAUAAAUGAAGUACAUAGUUUAAAAACUACAUUGUUGGUAAUUAACACCAUUUACUUACCAAAAUUAGGUACACUGUAGGUGUACUUUAAUUUGUCCAUUGAUUCGUUGGUGGGCAUUUGAACUAUUUCCAGGUUUCUUAUUGUGAAUAGAAUUGCUGUGCAUAUGUAUGGAUAUGUAUUUGAGUUCCUGUUUUCAAUUCUUUUGUGCAUAAUCUAGGACAGGAAUCAUGGGGCAGUGGAAGUGGGAAGGGGCAAACUGCACUAGCAGCGAUGGGGCUCCUUUUGGGGGUAAGAUGUUUGGAAUUAGACUCAAGUGGUGAUUGUAAACACUCUUGAAUGUACUACCUGCCAAUGCACUACACAAUAUAAAGGAUUAAUUUUGAAUAAUUAAUUAAUUAUUAACAUCAAUAAAACUACAUAUUCUGGAUAUUUUAUAUCUUCUUGAUUUUUUUUCUAUAAAGAAAAACAAUAGUCCUACUUGACCAGCAAGGCAGAGUAGAAGACAUUCAUCUUCAUCUUCUCACCCAAUUCUCCUUUAUAUACGAGGAUCCAAAACCAAAACAGCCCUGAGAACGGUUCAGGGCCCACUGAAGAAUCUAAAGACACUCACAGGCCCAAAUCAUAGGGGAAGUGCAUUAUAAUGGAUCACUGUGGACUGGUAUCAGAUGUGCAGGAAAUUGGCUGGACAGAGAGUCAGAAGCUGAGGCUGUCAGUAUCCAUCACCUGGAAGGAAUGCUUGGUCCUGGUGGCCUGCACUGUAGAAGACCCUGGCGUCUUUAGUCACAAAGGGAACCAAGAGGCAUUCUUGUUGGGGAUGCCCAGCGAUAGAAAGACUGAUGCACACACCCACCCCAGAAGAAGCAGCCAUUGUUGUAUAACUCUGGGACAGGAAUUGUCUCGUACUCCACACUGUGGUUGCCCCAGACCCUGGGUCUUGGCUGGCUUCUCCAUGCAUGCUCCUGCUCCAGACACAGGCUCGCUUACUAAACUGCACUGGUCAUGUCUCUGGACAAUGGAGCUAUUGUCACACCCUCAGCCCCAGAGACAAAGUGUCUCUGUACACUCCCACACUUAGACUGACACUGACAACUCAUGCAUCCCCUGGUCAUGAUCAAUGGCUGUGCUGCACGCACCCAUACCUCAGACUCUGGAGUCACCCCCACAGUAGGUACCUUGUAGCCUGGACUCUGGACCAAGCUGGCUCAUCUGCAAUGGAGAACUAGGCUCCGCCUGUGACAGAGGCAGUGCAGCACUGCACAACCCAUGCUUGCAGCCUGCUGCCGCCUGAUUAUUGCAUGCCUUUACUACUUGGAAGUGUGUAUAGCUCUGCCCUGGGUGUUGGUCCCUAAGAACCCAGGCAUGUGUUGUGAAUACCAAUAUCAGCAGGCAGAGCUGUUUAGGCUACACGGCUUACGUCCCUGCGUGGGAUGCCAGCAUCUCUGGUGAGUGUCCAGGCUGAGUCCCAGCUUUGGUUCUGACUCUGCUUCCUGAGGGGCAGAAGACAGCAGGUGAUGGCUUAGUGUCCCCGUCACCCACGUGGGGUGCCUGGACUGAGUUCUUCUCCGAUUGUCAACCUCUCCUUGCCUCAGCUGCUUGAGCUUUUGAGGGUUUACCAGUGGGUGGAUAAACAAUUUGAGCCAUCCUCUGCUGCUUUCCCCAGGUCAUCCACAGGGAGAUGGCCUGGAAAUGGAGUAGCCAGGACAGGAACCAGUGCCCAUGUGGCAUACCAUUGCAGGCAGUGGCUUUACACUCUUCACCAAAAUGACCUCUCCCAGAGGACGUUUUAUAGUGAGAAAUAUUUGUAUCAAAAGAAAAGACAAAAACCAAAUAAAAGGAUGAACAUUAUUUCCCAAGGAAAUAGAAAAAGAAGACUAAACCAAGCUCAAAAUUAUUCAAAGAAAGGAAAUGACAAAUGUCAGAGCGAAAACAGGUGAGAGCUUGGAAAAUGAGAGGUGGGAAAAAAUAACAGAAAAUGUCCACAAAACUGAUUAGUAGUAUGAAAUGAUGAAAAAUCAAUAAAAUUUAGAUGGACAAUAAACACAGAGAGAAGGUUCUCAUAAAUAAAAGUAUAAUUUAAAAAGGAAUGAAAAUAAGUGAUUCCAACAUUGCAAAGUAAAAUCAUAGGUUACUGUGAACAAUUUUUCACCAUAAAUGGAUAUUCUAGAAGAAAUGGACAAACUCCUAGACAUAUAUAACCCACUCUGCUAAAUCUGAAGAAAUAAAAUUAUGAAUGAUCCUAUGUUAGUAUAAGAUUGAGGCAGUCUGUGAUCAAAGACCUCUCAAUGAGGUGCAGUGGGACCUGUGGCUUUACUGGUGAAUUGUACCAAUCAUUUGUGCUCAAAGAACAAUUAAUAACAACUCCUCUCAAGCUCUUCCAAAAAGUAAUAAAUGGUGUAGUAAGACUUCUGAAUCCAUUCUGCAAGGCCAGCAUUACCUUGAUAUCAAACCAGAUAAGAACAGCACAAAAUUAAAUGAUAGGUCCAUAUCCACACUGGACAUGGUAUAAAUUUCUGAAGAAAAUUCUUAGUAAACUAAGUUCAUCAGCACAUUAAAGGGUCAUUUACCAAGAUCAAGCAGGUUUCACUCCAAGAUAUUUCACAUGCACAAAUCAGUACUUGUGACAUACCACAUUAACAAAGAUCAGAUGAUCAUCUCACUAGCUAUAGAAAAAUAUGUUGGUAAAAUUCAAAAUAUAUACAUAAUAAAAAAUCUCAACCAACUGCCUGGAAAAAAUGUACCUCAGUAUGCCUGUUAGUAUUUUUUGAUGGCGAACACUCCUGGGCUUUUCCAAAUGUAGAUGGAUAAUUGAUGAUCUAAGAACUGAUGACCCCUCUCUCCCUUCACAUAUGUAAAUCAGUUUGCUAUGAAGGUGAAAUGUUUUAUUUUUUUUCACCCAUGAAGGAUGUAUAAGUCCUGAUACAAUGCAAGCAGUGACAUCAGAAAAGGCCAGUUUUAACAAUAUCUUGUUCUCAUAUUUCAACAUGUACCCAGUUAUAAGAAAAUCAUCCAGGCCGGCGCCGCGGCUCACUAGGCUAAUCCUCCGCCUUGCGGCGCCGGCACACCGGGUUCUAGUCCCGGUAGGGGCGCCAGAUUCUGUCCUGGUUGCCCCUCUUCCAGACCAGCUCUCUGCUGUGGCCAGGGAGUGCAGUGGAGGAUGGCCCAAGUGCUUGGGCCCUGCACCCCAUGGGAGACCAGGAGAAGCACCUGGCUCUUGCCUUCGGAUCAGCGUGGUACACCGGCUGCAGCGUGCCAGCCGCAGUUGCCAUUGCAGGGUGAACCAACAGCAAAGGAAGACCUUUCUCUCUGUCUCUCUCUCUCACUGUCCACUCUGCCUGUCAAAAAAAAUUGAAUAAAUAAAUAAAUAAAUAAAUCAUCUAAUUGAUUGACAGAGUAACUAAUGCAGGUGAGGAUGUGGAGAAGGGGGAAUGCUUACACACUCACUCUUGGUGGGAAUGUAAAUUAGUACAUCCACUGUGGAAAACAGAAUGGAGAUCAUUUUAAAAAGUUGAAAUAGACUUCCUGUAUGAUCCAGCAAUUCCACUACUGGGUAUGUGCACAAAAGACACCAAUAGGUUGUAUCAAAGAGAUACUUGCACCACAAUGUUUAUAGUAACAGUAUUCUCAGUAGUCAAAAUAUGGAAUCAACCAAGCUGUCCAUCAUCAGAUAAAUGAAUAAUGAAAAUAUAUAAAUGCAUACUCAAUAUUAUAUUAUUCAGCUAUAAAGAGAAUGGAAUUCUCUGUUUUGUAUCACAAUGGAUGCAACUAGAGGACAUCAUGUUAAAUCAGACACAAAAAUACAUUUUCCACAAGUUUUCCCUUAUAUGCGGGAGCUAAAAUUUAAAAAAAAAUAUAUAGAAAUCUGGAAAACAUCAUGCUGAGUGAAUUAAGCCAGUCCCAAAGGGACAAAUAUCAUAUGUUCUCCCUGAUCCGUGACAGCUAACCAAGCACCAUAAAGGAAACCUGUUGAAGUGAAAGGGAUACUAUGAGAAACAGUGACUUGAUCAGCCCUUGUCCUGACUGUUGAUGUACAAUUUAAUACUUUAUCCCUUUUAGUAUUUUUUGUUGUUGUACUUAAUACUAUUGCUUGGACUCUGUAAUUAACACACGAUUAUUCUUAGGUGUUUAAAUUUAACUGAAAAGUGAUCCCUGUUGAAUAUAAGAGUGGGAAUAAGAGAGGGAGGAGAUGUACAAUUUGGGACAUGCUCAAUUGGACUUGCCCCAAAUGGUGGAGAUUGAAAUGUGCCAGCGGAUUCCAAUACAAUCCCAUCAAGGUUGCAUGUACCAAUUCCAUCUCACUAGUCCCAGUGAUCAAUUUCAGUUCACAAUUGAUCAUAAUGAUAGGUCUAAGAGUCAAAGGGAUCACACAAACAAGACUAGGGUCUGCUAAUACUAACUGAUAGAAUAAAAAAUGGAGAGAAAGAUCCAACAUGGGAAGUGGGAUACACAGAAGACUCAUAGAAUGGCAGAUGUCCUAAACAGCACUCUGGCCUUGGAAUCAGCCCUUAAGGCAUUUGGAUCUGGCUGAAGAGCCCAUGAGAGUAUUUUAGGCAUGGAAAGCCAAGACUCUCUGGCAAAAAAAAAAAAAAAAAAAAAAAAAAACCA
Molecule: messenger RNA, 9050 nt
Organism: Oryctolagus cuniculus (rabbit)
Lineage: Eukaryota; Metazoa; Chordata; Mammalia; Lagomorpha; Leporidae
Source: RefSeq, a predicted model, not a curated record